Molecule: messenger RNA, 1674 nt
Organism: Capronia epimyces CBS 606.96
Lineage: Eukaryota; Fungi; Ascomycota; Eurotiomycetes; Chaetothyriales; Herpotrichiellaceae
Exons: 4
Coding region: 1-1674 (557 amino acids)
Biological process (GO): transmembrane transport
Molecular function (GO): transmembrane transporter activity
Source: RefSeq, a predicted model, not a curated record
AUGGUGGUUCAAUGGAUUGCCUCGUCCUUUUCAUUGAGCCUAACUGCGCCAAUAACCUCCUAUAUCAAUCAGGACCUUGGACCCAAGCCGUACUACUUUUGGAUGGCUACCAUUUGGCCGCUGACGUUCUCUGCUACCGUCACGAUUUGUGGACGGUUUGAGGAUAUUUUCGGCCGUCGCUAUAUUAUGAUUUUCGGUAAUAUACUCGGCAUCGUUGCCUGUAUUAUCGGUGGAACCGCGACCUCGAUUGGCGUUGUCAUCCUCGCCAUCGGCCUUAAUGGUGUUGCCAGCGCUAUCCAGCAGACUGCUAGCGCUUGCGUCAGUGAGCUUGCACCUCGAAAGUAUCGUCCUCAGGUCGCAUCUUCCGUUGUUGGUGCAGCGAUCGUUGGAGGCGCAUUCGGAAAUCCCAUCGCUAUUCAUCUCGCAACCCACCUCACGUGGCGCUGGGGAUUCUGGAUUACCCUUCUUGUCGAUGGUAUCAGUGCGCUCGCCCUCUUUUUCUUUUAUUUCCCGCCGACGUUUCAGGAGAUCCAUCGCGCAGAUCGUCGCUCGAAAUUGGAGGAAUUCAAAAAGAUCGACUAUGUGGGUGUCGUUCUCUUUGCGGGAGGAAUUACGAUCCUGUUGGUUGGUAUUAGCUGGGGUGGUGCGAGCUAUCCAUGGAAGAGUGUCGGAGUUAUUCUUCCUAUCGUUCUCGGUGGCUUAACCCUCAUUGUGUUUGGUUUCUGGGAAGUAUAUGCCCCUCUAGCCGAACCUAUCGUGCCAUACCGACUCCUGAAGAACGUCCGGGGUUUUACUAUGGUGUUGGUGGUGGAAUUUGUCGAGGGCAUGUUGCUUUACUCGUUGAUCGCUCUUUAUCCGGUGCAAAUCGAGGUGAUUUACGCCCCUACCAACUCCAACAAGGCUGGAUGGGAGUCCUCUACUGUUCUCAUGGGUCUUUACCUCGGCGUUCUUCUCCUUGGGUUCACAAUUUCCAAGAUCGGCCACGCCAGAUGGAUCUUUGUGGCUUCGGUCAUCUUGAGCACCAUCUUUAUUGGAUGUAUGGCUGCGAUGACCCUUGACUCGCUGGGAGCAGUCCUCGCACUUACCACCCUGACUGGAUUUGCCAUUGGGUUUAUUCAAAUCACUGGGACCGUGAUGAUUCUUCUCAAUUGUCCCGAUCGAGACCUCGGCGCCGCUUUUGGUCUUAACGGCACUUUCCGGACCUCAGGUGGCUCCGUGGCCACUGCUAUAUACAGUACUAUCCUCAGUAAUCGAGUGAAAGACGUCUUACCCGGCCUGGUUUCGAAGGCCACUCUACCAUUGGGUCUCCCUGUCACGAGCCUCAAACCUCUCCUGCUCGCCUUGGCCGCCGGUGGUUCCGCCAGUGCAGCUAAAAUCCCCGGAGUCACUGCAACGGUCUUAGCCGCGGCCGGUCAGGCUUACAAGGAGGCCUAUGUCAAGGGAUUUAGACUCGUGUACCUCGUCGCUAUUGCCUUUGGGGUUCUCGUCACUAUCUGUGCCCUAUUCACCAAGAACAUCGACCAUCUCCUCACCGACCAUGUGGCCGCCAAACUCCACAAAGGGGUGUUGGGCCAGCAUGAUGACGGCCACAACCACAACCACGACCACGACCACGACCACGACACCGGAGGUGUCGUUGAUCAGGAGGCUGGCCGAAAGGCGGAUCUGGAUUGA